AUUAGCUACUCCAUAAUACUUUGGUACGCGUCUAAGAAGAUGGCUUUUCAUAUCUAUAAUUUGGGAAUUUUGUUUCUCUUAUUAGGAGCACAGCUCAUAACAACCGCCGUCCAUUGCCGGACGCUCCGGAAUUCCGUCGGAAACGUCAACGGUUUCGAGCACUAUCAAACGCCGGAAACUGAAGUUGCAGAAAAAACUGAGGGAAAGGCGGCUGCUUUUUCUGUUUCUUCACCAACCUGCGGUAAGGAAUGCUCCUCCUCGCGUAAGGGCAAUUCAGUCAAAAGCAUGGCGUUCAUAUUAGCUUCUGGUCCAAGCAAGAGAGGCGCUGGUCACUAGCUAAUUUAAUAAAGACCAAAUUACGUACAAGUCUACAUCGAUCACAUACACUGAUACACAUAUACGGAGUAUAUACGUACAUGUAUUAAUGUAUAUAUAUACGGUCACAACAAAAACAAAACUUUUAGAUUUGUUUGUAUAGUUGUGGAAUCUGCAUUUUUGACUAUGUUGUUUGACACCCAUUAAUCUUCUUACAUUUUAUUCCGUUCACUAAGCGGGUGUCUAGAAGUUAGUGGUAAAAUUUUAAAAGUUCGUAGAUUUUAAAAGAUUAGAUGUAUUUAACGUGGA
This is a messenger RNA of Cuscuta europaea, 624 nucleotides long. The record is from the annotation of a GenBank genome assembly. NCBI's taxonomy places the organism in Eukaryota, Viridiplantae, Streptophyta, Magnoliopsida, Solanales, Convolvulaceae.